Molecule: messenger RNA, 1123 nt
Organism: Aphidius gifuensis
Lineage: Eukaryota; Metazoa; Arthropoda; Insecta; Hymenoptera; Braconidae
Product: putative leucine-rich repeat-containing protein DDB_G0290503
Exons: 3
Coding region: 161-1123 (320 amino acids)
Source: RefSeq, a predicted model, not a curated record
UUGUUGUCAUCAUAAUUCAUAUUUUCAUAAUAAAAAUAUUUUAUAAUCAAGUAUUUAUUUAUAAAUUAAUAAUUAUUUAUUAAAUAGAUUUUAUAAAAAAAAAUAAUUUAAUCUUUAAGCUUUGAAAUUUGUAUUUAAAAUUUUAAAAACAAAAAAAAAAAUGAGUAUCAAAAGUGAAAGCAGUCAGCUGUCAGGUAUUUCUGGUAUAUCAACAAUAUCAUGUUCAAGUCCAAAAUUAAAUACAACAAUAAUCAACAAUAACAACAACAACAAAAGUUUAGAAAAAACAUUACAAAAAUUAUCAAAAUGUGAAAAAUCAAUUGUUGAAUUGGCAAAGGUUAAAUUGAUAUUUGAAUGUUUAGAAAAUAUAACAUCAACAAAUCAGCUACCAAGUGAUUUAAAUAACAAGCUGGAACAAAUAUUAUUAUCUCAUAAUGUUGAUAAAUAUCUUAGCCUACCAACAGACACAAAACAUGGUAACAUUAAAUCAUCACUUCUUGGUAUAAUUAAUGUUCAACGACCAGAUCUAACAGUUGAUGAUAAAAAAUUAAUUAGAAAAACACUGGAAAAUAAUAUAAACAUACGUACAAAUAAAUUUAUAAAAAAAUUUGAAGAAGCUGGUGGUAAUUAUCGUGAAGCAUUGGAUAAUGACAAAUCAAGUGUCCAUAAUAAUUUAUCAAUUGUCAAUGACAAUGUAAUAUCACAUUGGCGUGAUAAACUUGAAGAUGUUUGUAAUGAAUAUCAACGUGAUAUAUUAAAAUGUGAUGAAUUAUUAAAUGAAUGGCAAAAAUAUAAAUUCAAUGAUAUGGAAGAAUUAAAUCUUAAAAAAGCUGAUGAAAAAUAUCUUCAAGCACAAAUUGCUGAGGCACAAGCUAAAAUAACUAAAAUAACAUGUUCAAUUAAAAUGUUUAAAGAAACACCAAUGACAAUUGAUGCAUUUAAAAAAUUAAGUAAUGAUCUUGAUGAUAAAAUAAAUACCAUUGAGACUGAAAUUAAAAAAAAAAAAGAAUUAAAAAAACAAUAUGAAGAAUUACAAAAUACUGAAUAUGAUGAUGUUUUAAAAAGAUAUUUAGAUCUUUGUUCAACAAUUAAAAAAGAAGAACGUUUAUUGGAAAUGCUUUGA